Molecule: messenger RNA, 1620 nt
Organism: Symbiodinium necroappetens
Lineage: Eukaryota; Dinophyceae; Suessiales; Symbiodiniaceae
Source: the annotation of a GenBank genome assembly
AUGAACGAUAAGAACACCCAGGACGAGCGAUCCCAGCUGAUGGUCAUGAGCGGGAUGGGGCUCGAGUUCGCCGGCUCCAUCAUCGGCAUGGGCUUCCUCGGCUGGCUCAUCGACCAGUGGGCGAACACCGGCAAGACGUGGACCAUCGUCUUCGCGGUGAUGGGCAUCAUCGGGGGCGGGUACAACUUUCUGAAACGCGCUCGGACCUACGCCAAGCGCCAGGACGCCAUCUACAGGGCGAAGCACGCCAGGCCGCCCGCCACCGAAAAACCGCCGAAAGAGCGGGAGAUCGCCCUCCCCGUCGGGCGGAUGAUCGGGCGCGCCCUCGUCGCGUUCAGCAUCGUCCUCCUCGUCGGCGGCGGCGUCGCGGUGCUCUUCGGGACCGACGCGGUCAUCGGCGUGGCCAUGGGCGGGGUCGCCUCGCUCGUCGCCUCGAUCGCGGGGCUCCUGAUGAUCGGCCCGACCAAACACCGUCCAGUGGCGUCGUGGCACGGACUUCUCUUCGCGGCCCAGGCGAUUUCUCUCCCCAUCACCGCGACGAUCGCGCUGGCGUUGCUAUACUCCGCGACCCAGCCCAGCCGGAUGGCCGCGUUGCCGGUCGCCGCGGUGGUGUUCAUCACAGUGUGGAUCGUGUUUGCGAAGGCCUACGGCCGCGCCGCCGCCGGCUCGCAAAGCGACCCGCCCUGCCUUCUGACUUUUUCGAGGAAAGCCGAGCAGAUGACUUUCGGACACAUCAUCACCCUCGCCGCCGGCGACAACCCGCUCGGGCACGUGCUCGACAAGCCGCUCCUCGGCGACGUCAUCACGAUGAACACCCUCACGAUGGCGCUCCUCGCGGUCGCCCUCGUCGUGAUCCUGAGCGGCUUCGCGGGGCGCAUCGGCACGGGCGACGAGUCCGAGGGCAACGAGCGCUACAUCACCAAGGGUCGCUUCGCGCAGAUGUUCGAGGUCAUCGUCCUCUACCUGCGCGACACCGUCAUCCGCCCGCAGCUCGGCAAGCAGGCCAACACCUUCACGCCCUUCCUCCUCACGCUCUUCUUCUUCAUCCUGAUCAACAACCUCAUGGGCCUCGUGCCCCUGCUGGACCUCCAGCACUUCUUCGGCGCGCUUUUCCUCGACGAUCCCGGCUUCGCCGUCGUCGGCGGCACCGCCACCGGGCGCCUCGCCGUCACGGGCGGCCUCGCCGUCAUCGCCUUCAUCCUCUGGCACAUCAACUCGUUCCGGAAGAUCGGCGUCAAGGGCUGGGCGCACCACUUCCUGGGCGGCGGCCCGCUCUACCUCGCGCCGAUCAUGGUGCCGGUCGAGCUCAUGGGCACCUUCGUCAAGCCCUUCGCCCUCGCCCUGCGUCUGUUCGCCAACAUGACCGCCGGCCACGUGCUCCUCGCGGUGCUCAUCGGCUUCACGCUCAAGGGCUUCGGCUCGCUGGGCCUCGUCGGCGGCACGCCCAUCGCGCUCGUCUCGAUCCUCUCGGGCGUCGCGAUCAUGUUCCUCGAGCUCUUCGCCAUGGCCCGCCAGCCCGAGGCCUCCGGCACCAUUUCCACCAACAUGCUCAUCGCGGCGGCCCUCGUCGAGGGUGCGACCCUCUUCGCCGUCCUCGGCGGCUUCCUCGCCCUGCUCUGA